This is a messenger RNA of Coprinopsis cinerea okayama7#130, 1519 nucleotides long. RefSeq names its product cAMP-dependent protein kinase regulatory subunit. Gene Ontology annotation, molecular function: cAMP-dependent protein kinase regulator activity. The coding region runs from base 50 to 1519 and encodes 489 amino acids. Gene Ontology annotation, cellular component: cAMP-dependent protein kinase complex; nucleus. NCBI's taxonomy places the organism in Eukaryota, Fungi, Basidiomycota, Agaricomycetes, Agaricales, Psathyrellaceae. Gene Ontology annotation, biological process: regulation of protein phosphorylation. The transcript is spliced from 2 exons. The record is from RefSeq and is a predicted model, not a curated record.
UUAAACUUCGCUCUUUCCACCGAAAUUUGGAUAAUACGACGCUGGCGUUAUGUCCUCGACGUUCGAUUCGCUGGUUGGCGAUCUGACACGCGAUUACCAGCGCGCUCAGCCAAGAGACGCCCUGCAGUUCUGUGCCAACUGGUUCCAAACUCGACUGGAGGAGCAGAGAACUCGUACGAGGGAUCUUCUCUCACAAAGGUCGUCGUCGUUGUCCGUUCCCGCUGACCUCUACAUCGACACACCAGCCAAUGGGAGUCCCUCCAACCUUCCCUUCCCAUCUGCUUCACCCCUCGCCCGACCUCGUUCCUCUUUCCGCGACAGCAUUGCACACAGUCCCUUUGGAACUCUAAACGUUCCUGGAAACGCUCUUCUCAGUGGCGAUCGAACCCCUCCCACACUCAAAUUUAACCAAAACGAACUACCACCCACGUCCCCAUUGACCACAGUGAACCCGUUUGCUUCAUUCGAUACAGCCACUCCUACCGGUUUCAACAACGACGACUACCUCGUUGCCCCAACGUCAGCGAUAUUUGCACGACGGACGUCUGUCUCUGCAGAAUCUAUCGCAGUCGAUAGUGGUACCGAUGAAGUUCUCCCUGUCUAUCCGAAAGGGAUUGAACAGCUACGCCGUAUCAAAGCAGCCAUUCGCAACAACUUUAUCUUCCGGGAUCUCGAUGAAGAGCAGGAGAAGGGUGUGCUGGAUGCGAUGCAGGAGAGACAGGUGGUGAAAAACGAGGUGGUGAUUCGCCAAGGCGAUGUUGGAGAGUACUUCUACGUUGUGGAAGCUGGCCAGCUGAACUGUUACAUCCGUACCGAGCCUCUCCCACCAAAUUGGCUCAGUCAACCCAACAUCCUCACCGACACGGGAGAAAAAUUUAUUCAACCAAAGCACCACCCCGAACUUGGAAGGCUGGUGCAAGAGUGCAAAGCUGGAAGUUCGUUUGGUGAAUUGGCCUUGAUGUAUGGCCAUCCUCGUGCUGCGUCCGUUUUGGCCAUUGAGCCAUCGACCCUCUGGGCUUUGGAUCGUAUCACGUUCCGGACCAUUAUCCUCAAGGCCGCUCACCGGAGGAGAACCAUGUACGAGCGGUUCCUCUCAACCGUGCCUUUGCUUUCUUCCCUCGAUGCUGCCGAGCGGAGCAAGAUUGCCGAUGCGCUCAACAGCAGCGUGUACAAGGAUGGAGAAGCGGUGGUCAAGCAGGGAGAACUCGGAGACACCUUCUUCUUCGUGGAGGAAGGUGAAGCAAUCGCAACAAAACACCAACAACUAGAGAAUGGGGAAACUAGAGAAAUUAAAGUGGGGCAUCUGAAGAAGGGCGAUUACUUUGGAGAAUUGUCGUUGCUACGUGCAGCACCUCGUGCAGCAACUGUGAGCGCCGUUCAUCGCACCGACCCUUCGCAGCCCAAGUUGAAGGUGGCCGCCUUGGACGAGGCUGCUUUCACUCGACUCUUGGGUCCGCUUCGAGAGCUGAUGGAGAGAAAGGCGGGGGAAGCUUACGGACGACUGCCGUUGCAACACUGA